This is a messenger RNA of Lolium rigidum, 948 nucleotides long. RefSeq names its product CCG-binding protein 1-like. NCBI's taxonomy places the organism in Eukaryota, Viridiplantae, Streptophyta, Magnoliopsida, Poales, Poaceae. Gene Ontology annotation, molecular function: mediator complex binding. Gene Ontology annotation, cellular component: cytosol; nucleus. The record is from RefSeq and is a predicted model, not a curated record. The transcript has 3 exons. Gene Ontology annotation, biological process: pollen tube guidance. Bases 16 to 645 code for a protein of 209 amino acids.
CCAAAGCCGCAAAUAAUGCUGUCCUCCACCGCUCUCCGGCCGCUGUCGCCGGCGACGACGCCGGCGUACUCCGCCACCCACACCGCCACGAGCUCAGUGGCUUGGCCCCGCGCUGUGGUGGUGCGCGCGCUGCGGGACUACGGCUCGAUCCCGAAGCGCGAGCCCUUCAGCUCCAGCCGCAGCAUCCUCGACGAGUUCUUCAAGCAGGAGAAGCCCCUCGUGCAGCGCACCAAGGACCAGAUCACAGAUUAUUGCACGACCCUUGAAGGCGAUGAAUGUUGCAGCUGCUGGGAUGCCUAUUUUGAACUCAAUGAACUUGAGAAAGAGCUACCCCAAGAUGAUAUUGCGAGGAUGGUGAAGGAGUCACGGUCAGAUCCAAAGUACCUUAUCAGUAGCAUCCAUCACCGUUCAGACUUACGGAAGAAAAUGGCCGAGAAAGCUCAGAGUUCAGUACCAGCAAGCUCCUCGGUGCAGGCAACGAAGCCGAGGCCUUUCCCCGUCCCCGAUGGGUUGCCGAAAACGCAGGAAGAGAUCGACGAGGAAGAGGGGGCUCUCAUGCCGGAGUCCUCGUACACGAGGCUGCUGAGAAGAAUGGGGAGGUAUCCUGACUGGUAUACCCCUCGCCCAGACCAUGAAACUGACUGAAUAGGAGCACAGCGCCAUGAAUCAGGCUUCCAAAAUGUACAGCAUGAAGCUCUGUCUGCUGGCAUCGAGCAUGGAAGCUUGGAUUGUUGUUGCCCGCUUAGUUUUUCUUUAGGGAUGUUGCCUGCUUUAGUUGGCGCUUGCUGAAUGGAUAAAUGAACUAUGUAUAAUGAGUGUGCUUUGUUCUGUUGAGUUCUUCACUUCAGGAUUCAGAUAACUCCUCUUGUGCCGUUUGCGAGUAUGAUAUCUGAUGACGUAUCUCUGAAUAUACAUGUUUGGGGAAUAAGAGCUCUUGACUGUUACUUA